AUGGCUCAACCACCGAAAAAAGCCAAAACAUCAUUGAAUUUGAAGCAAAAAGUGGAUAUACUGUCGAAGUUAGAUAAAGGUGUGAAUGGCACAAAAUUGGCAACGGAAUACGGCGUGACCAAGUCCACGAUUUCGUACAUCAAAUCGAAGAAAAGUGAGAUUCUAUCAUCGGUCACAAACACGAAUAAAGAUGCAGACCUGAAGCGAUUGCGUAAACCCGACUUCCCUGAAUUGGAAGAGAAAUUAUACGCAUGGUUUCGCGAUCAACGAGAGCGGAAUUGUCCGGUCAAUGGAGUGCUAUUAAAAGCAAAGGCAAAAGAUUUGUUCCCGAAGUUGUAUCCAGAUCGAGAUGCCGAAUCGUUCCAAGCAAGUGAUGGUUGGUUUCACAAAUUCAAGAAACGUGUCGGCAUUCGAUUCCUGAAAAUUUGCGGUGAGAAACUCGAUUGCGAUCACGAAGCUGUCCGACCUUUUCUCAAUCGAUUGAACGCCAAAAUUGAUGAAAUGCAGUUGACAAAGGAGCAAGUGUACAACGCUGACGAAACCGGCUUGUACUAUCGAUUGUUACCGGAAUACACCUAUGUGUCUGAGGAUGAAAAAGUAGCAGCGGGACACAAAAAGGCGAAAGAACGAGUUUCAAUUUUGUUAUGUUCAAAUGCCACGGGAACGCAUAAAGUAAAGCCAUUGGUGAUCGGAAAGGCGCGCAAACCUCGAUGCUUCAAAGGCUUCAAGAAUCCACUCGAUUACGACAACUCGAAAAGUGCAUGGAUGACACUGCCCAUUUUCACACAUUGGUUCAACACAUGUUUUGUGAAGCAGGUACGCAUAUUUUGCAACGAGAACAAUUUGCCGAAACAAGCUAUUUUGCUUGUGGACAACUGCACAGCCCAUGGAUCAUCAAUUGAGCCGCUUCAAAGUGACGAUCAACAAAUCAUUUGUUACUUUUUGCCGCCAAAUGUGACUGCAAUUUUGCAACCGAUGGACCAGGGUCCAAUCAAAAUCACAAAAUUGAAGUAUCGCAACUUGUUGCUGUGCAAAAUUAUCAGUGAAUUGGAGACAUUCGAUGGAACCAUUGUUGAUUUAUUGAAAAAACACACCAUCAAAGACGCGAUUGUUUUCCUGAAAAAGGCUUGGGAUGAAAUUUCAAAUUCUGUUCUGGUGACGUCGUGGAAUAACGUAUUGCGAUACGAUGACGACGAAUUCGAACCAGAAGAUUCGUUGCCGCUCUCUGAGCUGGUGGCAUAUUCAUCGCUAAUUCAAGAAACACAAGCACGUUUGAAACAGCUCAAUGCAAAUGUCAGCAUCACCGAUGCCGAAAUUGAACAGUGGAACAACGACAUAAUGAAUGAGAGUGAGGUCGAUCAUACUGUAACUUCAGGCGAACAAGACAUUGACGACGACGAUGAUGAUGAAGAAAGCGAUUGCGUUGCUGUUUCCGAGCCAAAAGUAACACACAGCGCUGCAUUAGACUGUGUUAAUCAGUUGUUGAAGUGGUGCAACGAAAACCAGUCGAACAAAUACGUAACGGAACUGUUGGAUUUGCGUACCGAAGUUGUUGACGCAGCAAAACAAAUGCCAAAAAAACAAACCCUCAUGCGCGAUUAUUUUGCAAACACAUCAAACACUUAA
Sitodiplosis mosellana (orange wheat blossom midge) is the source of this 1626-nucleotide messenger RNA. Its product is annotated as jerky protein homolog-like. The transcript is spliced from 2 exons. NCBI's taxonomy places the organism in Eukaryota, Metazoa, Arthropoda, Insecta, Diptera, Cecidomyiidae. The coding region runs from base 1 to 1626 and encodes 541 amino acids. Gene Ontology annotation, molecular function: DNA binding. Gene Ontology annotation, cellular component: nucleus. The record is from RefSeq and is a predicted model, not a curated record.